Molecule: messenger RNA, 2379 nt
Organism: Monoraphidium neglectum
Lineage: Eukaryota; Viridiplantae; Chlorophyta; Chlorophyceae; Sphaeropleales; Selenastraceae
Exons: 1
Coding region: 1-2379 (792 amino acids)
Biological process (GO): protein N-linked glycosylation
Cellular component (GO): mannan polymerase complex
Molecular function (GO): alpha-1,6-mannosyltransferase activity
Source: RefSeq, a predicted model, not a curated record
AUGCGGCGCGUGCUCCUGGCGGCGCUGGUGCUGGCGGCCGGGCUCGGCGCAGUGACCGCGGCCGACCCCGCCUCAGCGACCCGCGCCGCCAUCGGCGGCGACAGCGACGACAGCAGAUCAUGGAGUGCGACGGCAGCAGCGACCGACGGCGACGACGGCGGCGCCGGCACCGCGCCGCUCCCGCGCCCCACCAGCCUGCCGCCCCGCGAGGCCGCCCGCGCGGCCGCGGCGGCGGCCAAGGCGCGCGUCGGCAGCGUACGCGCGGCCGCGUGGCCCGCGCCCCACUACGACGGCUACUCGCUGGCGUCCAGCCGCGACACGUUCGAGAUCUGCAAGGUCCAGAGCGGCCUGAAGCGCGAGAUCUCCCUCGAGGAGCUGCUCCCAAUCUACGGCCUGCCGCGGGAGCUGCUGCAGACCCGCCGCGUGUCCAUCGCGACGCUCUCGCGCGUCCUCGCGUCUGCCGCGCCCUCCGCGCGCCUCGUCAUCGCCCCGCUGCUCGCCGGCGAGGCCGAGCUCGCGCCAGUGCUGCACCCCGACGGGCGGCUGCCGCGGCUGGUGCACUUCACGGUGCGCGAUAAGGACGCGCUGCUGCCGCACCAGGCGCUGGCGGUCGCGUCCUGGGCGGUGCUCAACCCCGGCUACGCCAUCCUGCUGUACGACGACGCCGACAUCGCGGCCUUCAUGGCGGCCUACCACCCCCGCCACGUGGCGCUGUUCAAACGCCUGGGCUCCCAGGUGGAGCGCACCGACCUGUGGCGCUACCUCGUGCUGUGCACCUUUGGUGGCGUCUACGCCGACAGCGACGUCGUCGCGGGGCGGCCGGUGUCGGGCUGGGCGCAGGACGCGGGGCUGCUGACGGGCGUGGAGAACGUGUUCGAGGACCUGGCCGCCGCGCGGCGCCGCGACUACACCGGCGUGAUGCAGGUCGUGCAGUGGACGAUCGCGGCGCGGCCGGGCCACCCGGCCGUCUGCCGCAUGGGCGACUACGUGCAGCGGCGCGUGGACGCAGAGGCGGCGGGCGCGGCGGGCGGGGGCGACCAAGACCGCGACCACGCCAUCCUGGAGCGCACCGGCCCCGGCAUCUGGUCGCGCUCGGUGCACGACUACAUCCGCGAGCACGGCGUUGCGCCAGAGGCGGUCGUCGGCGGCGCGCGCGUCGGGGACCUGCGGCUGCUGCCCCAGAGCAGCUUUGGCUGCGCGUCCAGCACGGUCAACCUGGCGGACCCGCUGGCCUACGUGUACCACAUGUUCAAGGGCAGCUGGCGGCUGCACGAGCCCGGGAAGCUCUGGCAGUUUGUGACACACCUCUACGCGCACCUGUUUGACGGAGACGGCCAGCACGCGGGCACGGCUGCGGGCGCAGGCGCGGGCGAGACCGCCGUGGCGGCGUCGCCGGCAGUCGGGCCGGCGCGCGCGGCUGCGCUCGCGGCGAGCGGCGGCGCCCUUGUGAAGCGAUUGGGUGGUGCGGCGGUCCGGCUGCAGGAGCAGAUGAAGGAGCAGCGGCCUUCGCAGUUGGCGGUGGCGAUGGGUGUGGAACCGGUGAGUGGGCGCGUGGCCCCGGCGGGUGGCGGCAGCAGCAGGGGCAACAGCGGAGGCGGCGGCGCUGGUGGUGACGUCAGCCCUGCAGGUGCGGCAGCACAGCUGUCGCAGCAGCAUCGACAAGAGCAUAACAUCCAGCAGCAGCGGCAGCAGCAGCAGCAGCAGCAGCAGCAGCAGCUGCAGCGACAGCAGAAGCAGCAGCAACUGCAGCCGGCUGGUGCGGCCCAGCAGCCCAACCGCCUGAAAGAGCGGCAGCUGAGGGAGCAGCGGACGCAUGGCGCCGCGGCGAUGCAGAUGCAGGCAAUGGACGCGCGGCGCAGUGAGCAGGAAGACAGACUGCUGCACAGCCGCCACAGCUUACACCUGCUGCCCCUGGCGUCUGCGCUAGCGCUGGCAGCCCUGGUCUGCGGCGCCCUGCUGCACCGCAGCGGCGGCAGUAGCAGCAACAGCAGCGGCAGCGGCGGCAGUAGUAGCAGGUGCGCCACAAGCGUCGGCGCCUCCACGGCCGCGCCUCGUGCGGCCAGCGGCGCCGGCUUUGGCGGUGGGGCGAGCUGCCCCGUGACGCCGCGGCACUCUGCUGGUGGCGGCUCCCUGGCCAGCAUCUGGGGCAGCACCAGGCACAAGCGCAGCGUGAGCUUUGGCAGUGGGGCCGCCGCCGUGCCGCUGCUGCCGCUCAGCCUGCAGCAGCCGCCGCUGCCCAAGGGGGCGGCUGAGCGCCUGCCUGGUGCGGCCGGCACCGCCACGGCUCGCCACCACCGUGACGGGUCCUUCUCUGGCGGCUGCCUCAAGCGCGGUGGCAGCAGCUUGCAGUGCCUGCAGGGCGGCGCGGGCAUGCAGUAG